GUGCACUCUUUUGCUCCAUGACGCUUAUCCCAUCCCAUCACCAACCAGCGGAUCCCUCGCCAGGCUGUAUGUCCGAGUUGCAUUAGCUGGGCCGGAAGAGCCAAUAGCAUGGCCCGUAAUGGUAAGGUCGCCGGAGCCCAGCUGGUCUGGAGCUGCAGGUGGAAAAAAAUGAUUGAAAAGAGCUGAGGCAGCGUCGCCAACGGCUCCGUCUCUUGCUCGUUUCUUUUCGUUCUUUAGCCGUUGCUGCCAAUUCAUCAUCGUCUCUUUUGCUUCUCAGCUUCAAGCAAUCAUGAUCGCAAAGACCGCCUCCGCCAUUGCUGCUGGCUUCGUCCUGGCCUCUGUCGCCCAGGCCAAGCCCACCGUCGACACCAGCUCGCCUUACACUGGCCCCAAGACUCCCGUUGGUGAUUGGGUCAACCAGGACGUCAAGGGCAAUGGAAAAGGUUACCCUCGUCUUUCUGAGCCUCCCGCCGUCAAGCCUGCCACCGCCAACCCUACCAACAAUAUCAACGUCAUCUCCAUUGCGUAUGCCGGCGCUGAUGGUGUCAACAUCCACUACCAGACUCCCUUUGGCUUGACUGAGGAGCCUACCGUCCAGUGGGGUUCUGACUCUGCCAAGCUCGACAAGAAGGCCACUGGUGCUUCUCACUCCUACGACCGUACGCCUCCUUGCUCCGAGGCCCCUGUCACCCAGUGCUCCCAGCACUUCCACGAGGUCCAGAUCCGCGGCCUCAAGCAGGACACCACCUACUACUAUAAGAUCCAGGCCUCCAACGGCACCACUGCCUCCGAUGUCCUCAAGUUCACAACUGCCCGUGCUGCUGGUGACAAGAAGGGCUUCUCUGUCGCUGUUCUCAACGACAUGGGCUACACCAACGCUGGCGGUACCUUCAACCAGCUCACCAAGGCCAUUGAUAACGGUGUUGCCUUUGCCUGGCACGGUGGUGACAUCUCCUACGCCGAUGACUGGUACUCUGGUCUCCUUCCUUGCGAGGACAGCUGGCCCGUCUGCUACAACGGCUCCAGCACCCGCCUGCCCGGCGGCAAGACCCCCGAGUACGAUGUCCCUCUGCCCGCUGGCGAGGUUGCUAGCCAGGGUGGUCCCCGUGGUGGUGACAUGAGCGUCAUCUACGAGUCCAACUGGGAUCUCUGGCAACAGUGGAUGACCAACAUCUCUUCCAAGGUCCCCUACAUGGUUCUUCCCGGUAACCACGAGGCUGCUUGUGCCGAGUUCGACUACCCCGACAACCCUCUCGCCACCUACCUCAACCUCAACAAGACCAACAGCACCUCCACCUCCAAGCUCAAUUACUUCAGCUGCCCUCCUUCCCAGCGCAACUACACUGCUUACCAGAACCGUUUCCGCAUGCCUGGUGCCGAGUCCAAGGGUGUCUCCAACUUCUGGUACUCCUUCGACUACGGUCUGGCUCACUUCAUCGCAUUCAACGGUGAGACUGAUUACCCCAACUCCCCCGAGGCUCCUUUUGCCAAGCACCUCAAGAAGGGUGAGAACAAGAUCUCCCCCAACCAAACCUUCUCUACCGACUCUGGCCCCUUUGGCGCCGUCACUGGCGACAUUAACGUCAAGGAGUCUUACGAGCAGUACAAGUGGCUCCAGGAUGAUCUUGCCAAGGUUGACCGCAAGAAGACCCCCUGGGUUAUCGCCAUGAGCCACCGCCCCAUGUACUCUUCCCAGGUUUCUAGCUAUCAGAACAGCAUGCGCGCUGCUUUCGAGGAGCUCUUCCUCAAGAACGGUGUCGAUGCCUACCUCUCUGGCCACAUCCACUGGUACGAGCGUAUCUUCCCCAUUGGCCACAACGGUACCGUCGACAUGAGCUCCGUCGUCAACAACAACACCUACUGGACCAACCCUGGCCAGUCCAUGACUCACAUCAUCAACGGUAUGGCUGGUAACAUUGAGUCUCACGCCACCCUCGCCCCUGGCAAGAACAUUCUCAACAUCUCUGCCGUCCUCGACUGGAGCCACUACGGUUUCUCCAAGCUCAACGUCGUCAACGAGACUGUCCUGACCUGGAACUUCAUCAAGGGCUCUGACGGCACCAGCGGCGAUGACUUCACCCUCAUCAAGCGCCCUACUGAUGCCCCCAGCAGUGUCGUCCCCCACAAGACUGUUACCGAGACCGUCACUGCUUACACCACCUACUGCCCUAUCCCCACCACCUUUGUCCAGAACUCCAAGACUUACACCGUCACCGAGCCCACGACCUUGACCAUCACCGACUGCCCUUGCACCAUCGUCAAGACUCUGCCCGCUGGCAACGGUACCGCUAUUGCCACCCCCACUGGCCCUAACGGCGGCUCCAACAACGGUGGUAAGACCACUGGCGCCACUCCUUCUGGUCCCAGCAAGACCCCUGGUACCUCUACUGCCGGUGCCACCACCCUCGGCGUCUCUGCCGUUGCUGGUCUCGUUGCUGCCAUGGCUCUUGUUGCCCAGCUCUAAACGUUUAAAUUGCACGAGAAGCUCAGAGUGGAUGAAUUUUGUAUUGAAUGUAGCAGGGGAAUUACGAGUUACACAUACUAGACAAAUGUAUAGACAAAUAAUGUAAAGAAAGAGUGUCCCAAUUGAAUUAAUUACUCGUGUUCCUUACUGUGAAAAAUGGUAUAUAUGGAAUCCUCCACUGUUUACAAAACGUAUCGAAAUUUUGGUCCAAAAUUCUCGAGUCCCUCGCUCUCUAGCUGGUCUUCCUCCGUCAACCGUCCAUACCUUGCGUCCAGCUUUUUAUUCUCACGGGCCAGGAGAGUCCUCAGAAGGAGCGCCAUUAGCGUGGUAAAGAACAUAAAAGCGGCACAGAUACUAUGUCCCUUUGUAUAAUCUGGUCCUUCGUUGAGCGGAUACAGUCUGGUGCCUAACAGUGGCCCGCACUGUCCAAUGAGGUUGAGGAGCACGAUACCCGCGCCGCGACGAUCAUCAUUGCCCUGGUUGUUUAGAACCCACGGCAACACAUUGCCAAUACUAGGGAAGACGCCACCAGCUGCAAGAAAAACGCCGGCGUAACGUACACCAGUAGACUUACCCACAGCAAGCAUAAUGUAUCCGGCGCCGCCAAGGAUGGAUGUGCAGAUGAUGGUCAGACCGCGCUGCUGGGUGCGAUCCGCAAUGAUACAUGUAAAGAUUGUAACUAUGAAAGCUAGCAGAUACGGUGGCGCAGAGAGGCCUUGCGCAUCUAGACCGGAGAAGC
[Torrubiella] hemipterigena is the source of this 3203-nucleotide messenger RNA. The record is from the annotation of a GenBank genome assembly. Lineage: Eukaryota; Fungi; Ascomycota; Sordariomycetes; Hypocreales; Clavicipitaceae.